This is a messenger RNA of Chrysoperla carnea, 1515 nucleotides long. Its product is annotated as probable G-protein coupled receptor CG31760. Lineage: Eukaryota; Metazoa; Arthropoda; Insecta; Neuroptera; Chrysopidae. Gene Ontology annotation, biological process: G protein-coupled receptor signaling pathway. Bases 1 to 1515 code for a protein of 504 amino acids. The transcript has 9 exons. Gene Ontology annotation, cellular component: membrane. The record is from RefSeq and is a predicted model, not a curated record. Gene Ontology annotation, molecular function: G protein-coupled receptor activity.
AUGAAAGUUCAAUAUGGCAACCAUCAGACGCCAUAUUGUGAAAAACCAGAUAAUGAAAUUCGACAAACUAUGGUGGUGCGAGCUGCUAGUCCUGUAUUGUUACGAGUAAUUGCGCUAGGAGCCUUUUUCAUCUACUGUACGACAAUUGUGAUGUAUCCACGACCAAGUGUAUACACUUGUACAGCACGUGUUUGGCUCCGGGAAAUUGGUUUUUCACUAACAUAUGGUGCUCUUAUGUUAAAAACAUGGCGGAUAUCGGUGAUAUUUCGAGUCCGGUCAGCUAAAGCAGUGAAAAUUACGGAUUUUAAUCUACUGAAACGUUUAGGAGUAAUUGUAGCUAUAUUCACAGUUUUUCUAGUAAUACGAACAUUGGUAUCACCACCGUUAGUGAUUGUUGGACGUACAGCCGAUGACCUAAAGGCAUAUUUAUGUCCCACAGAUUGGUGGGAUCAUUCUUUCACCACAUUAGAAGUGAUUUUUUUGGUAUGGGGAAUACGGUUAUGUAUUGUGGUCCGUAAAGCACCAUCUGAAUUCAACGAGAGUCGUUUCAUAUCAAUGGCAAUCUACAAUGAAUUUUUAUUAUCUGUAUUUUUGAAUAUUUCAAUGCUUUUUUUACAAUCACCAGCGAAUCCAGAUUUACUAUACAUUAUAUUUUUCUGUCACACACAAUUGACGGUUACAUUACUUCUCUGUUUAAUCUUUGGCAGCAAGGCAUAUAUGGUCUUCAAAGGGCAUGGUAAACACGAGCUAGAAAAUUCUGCACCAAAAACACAAACUGGCAAAUUCGUUGGCAAAUCACGCUCCGACAAUUCACAUUACGCAAGCACAAAUUCUUCAGCCACAUGUCUAGAAUACGGGAAAUUAACAGAAGCUGACAUACAGGAAGAAUUUCGUCGAUUAUAUACACAACUUGAACAAUUGAAAGAGAAGAACAUGCGAUUUGGGAAUCGUCAUAUAGGCGCAAAAAUUACUGCAAUGCAAGAUGCAGCUACAAGAGUUCCAACAGUUAUUGAAGAACCAGCUGUAAUUCGUCUAUCAAAAUCAACAGAUAUUUCUAAACCAUCAACAAGUUUUGCAUAUCAAGCUGAAAUUGAACAAUUACCAUCAACUUCGACACAAGAAAAUAAAGUUCCUGCUGGCAAAUCUUCAAAACGAUUGAGUGUUAGUUUUGGUCCGAAAUCUCAGAGCACUUCCGAAGAAAUUAAGGAGGAUGGAAAACCAACUUCGAAAGUAUCAUCACCCUCUGAAAACCACCAAUCGAAUGGAACAACCACUAUGGAUAAAGAUUUGGGUAUUACCGAGCUCCCAGCAAAUCAAAACGAAUCAAGUGAUAUUGAAAUGCACACGACAACCACAACAAAAUCUGCAUCCACAACCGCUGAGAGUCCGUCAAAGAAUAACGCAACAACAAAUUCAAAAAGUAACCGUAUAUUAAAAUCGGGUCAUGCGCGCACCCAUGCGAUUGUAAUUAAUUUAGAUGAUAAAAGUAGAUUUACGGAAGAAGUCACUGUUUAA